GACAGCGCCAUCUUUAUGCUCAGAUUGGCUCUCACUGUCUUCAGCACAGCUUACAAUUUUCUGCUCAAUAUCAUUUUUAACAGAAACUUCCGUAGGGGGUUCGAAGCACUCUUCACCUGUCGCCAUCUUGUCGUCAGGAAGAACGCUGUCCAUCCAAUGGGAGCCGCCGCUGCUACGUAUGCAGAACGUGGCUCUCGUGAAGGACAGAACACAACUUCUCUUUUCACCCUUUCACUCAAGCCGAGGAGUGCCAUUGUAAAAUAA
This is a messenger RNA of Lymnaea stagnalis (great pond snail), 264 nucleotides long. The record is from the annotation of a GenBank genome assembly. NCBI's taxonomy places the organism in Eukaryota, Metazoa, Mollusca, Gastropoda, Lymnaeidae.